This is a messenger RNA of Hordeum vulgare subsp. vulgare (domesticated barley), 1882 nucleotides long. Its product is annotated as fasciclin-like arabinogalactan protein 16. NCBI's taxonomy places the organism in Eukaryota, Viridiplantae, Streptophyta, Magnoliopsida, Poales, Poaceae. The record is from RefSeq and is a predicted model, not a curated record. The transcript has 2 exons. The coding region runs from base 196 to 1590 and encodes 464 amino acids.
AAAGCUGUGCGUGGCUGCGCGCCGUGAAGCACCGACAGGCAGGCGCCCACAACGCGUUCUCUCUCUCUCUUCAAGAGGGAGGAGCAGUGAACCACACUCCCCGUUUCUCACUCCUCCUUCUUCCCAGAGAACGCACCACCACCGCAGACGCAGCAGCAACCGCACCUAAUCCAGAGCCAGCUAGAACCCGCCGCCAUGGGCGCGCCGCUUUACGGCGCCGUCCUCCUCUGCCUGGCACUCGCCGCGGCGGCGGUGCCGGACCAGCAGCCCACAUUGCCCUCCUCUUCAGCGGCCAACAUCUCGACGGGGGUCAACUCCAACUCGGUGCUGGUGGCGCUGCUGGACUCACACUACACGGAGCUGGCGGAGCUGGUGGAGAAGGCGCUGCUGCUGCAGUCCCUGGAGGACGCCGUGGGCCGCGGCAACGUCACCAUCUUCGCGCCCCAGAACGAGGCCCUCGAGCGGGACCUCGACCCGGAGUUCCGCGCCUUCCUCCUUGAGCCCCGCAACCUGUGCUCCCUCCAGCGCUUGCUCCUCUUCCACGUCCUUCCAUCCCGCCUGCACUCCGCCUCAGCCGUCUGGCCCGCCUCCACCGCGCGGAUGACGCUCUCCGGCGAGCACCUCGAGCUGUCAGCAGACGGCCAGAAGAUGCUAGUCGGCACCGUGGAGGUAACGCGGCCGGACGCGGUAGUGAGGCCCGACGGGGUCAUCCACGGCAUCGAGCGGCUGCUGGUGCCACGGUCAGUUCAGGAGGAUUUCAACCGCCGCCGCAGCCUGGCAGCCAUCUCGGCCGUGCUCCCCACGGGCGCGCCCGAGGUGGAUCCCAGGACGCACAGGCUGAAGAAGCCAGCGCCGACGGUGCCCCUCGGCGCGCCACCCGUGCUGCCUGUCUGGGACGCCAUGGCCCCCGGCCCUUCCAUCGCGCCGGCGCCGGCCCCCGGCCCCGGAUUCGGGAAGCACCACUUCGACGGGCACAGCCAGGUCAAAGACUUCAUCCAGACGCUGGUCCUCUACGGCGGGUACAACGAGCUCGCCGAUAUCCUGGUGAACCUGACGUCGCUGGCGACGGAGAUGGGGCGGUUGGUCUCGGAGGGGUAUGUGCUGACGGUGCUGGCCCCCAAUGACGAGGCCAUGGCACGGCUGACCACGGACCAGCUCAGCGAGCCCGGGUCGCCGGAGAACAUCCUCUACUACCACAUGGUCCCCGAGUACCAGACGGAGGAGAGCAUGUACAACGCCGUGCGGAGAUUCGGGACGGUCAGGUACGACACGCUGCGGCUGCCGCAGAAGGUGACGGCGAGGGAGGCCGACGGGUCGGUCAAGUUCGGGCACGGCGAGGGGUCCGCCUACCUCUUCGAUCCGGAUAUCUACACCGACGGGAGGAUCUCCGUGCAGGGCAUCGACGCAGUGCUCUUCUCGCCGAUGGAGGACACGGCCAAGAGCGGCAGCGCCUCGGCCGGAGGCUCGCCCGUGAGGAAGGCCCCCGCCGUCACCGGCACCGCCAAGCCCAAGCUCCGACGAGGGAAGUUGUUGGAAGGGGCGUGCCAGAUGGCGGCUCUUCUGGGUGGGCAGUUCACGAGCUGCCAGUAGAUCAUGGCCGACGAUGGCGACCACGGAUGCUUUGCUUGCCUCUUGAGGCUGAAAGAUGAACAUGAUUACAUGAGUUUUGGUUAAUAAGGGUAGUGAUGAGGAGGAAGGCAGAGCUGGUGGUUGCUUUUUGGGCCGUCAGGAAAUUAGUAGAAAAAAAGGUGGAUGGAAAUCUGUUUAUACGGGAGAUCAGAUCGACAUCAGUGUAUAGCAAUUUUUUCUUCUUCUUUAUUUGUUUGAUUUGUGGGUUAUGAUGGUACAUGCUUUUUGAUAAAAAGAAAAAGAAUUCCAAAAA